Didymella exigua CBS 183.55 is the source of this 396-nucleotide messenger RNA. RefSeq lists its product as uncharacterized. The record is from RefSeq and is a predicted model, not a curated record. The coding region runs from base 1 to 396 and encodes 131 amino acids. Lineage: Eukaryota; Fungi; Ascomycota; Dothideomycetes; Pleosporales; Didymellaceae. The transcript has a single exon.
AUGUCCUCGACACCGCUGUACAAUGCUUUAAUCCGCACACACCACAUCACGUCCCGCAAAAAAGUCGCAAAACUGCGUGCUGCAGCCUCGAACCACAACGUCUAUGCUCUGUUACGCUAUGGAGGCUGCCCCGGUGUAAUGUACUGUCAAGGUGCCGAGCGAGGAGUACGAGACUGGGUUGGAGACGUCCAGAGAUUGCGCUACAAAGACUUCCAGCUGGUGAGGAAGCCUGCGGAGAAACAGUCAGAGACUCAAGCGAGCGACAGUAGAGUACCGUAUGGCAAGCUGGAAGAGACGGAUACUGUCAGAGAGUUCGGUGCGCAGAUGGAAACCUUCGGCGUCUGGAACUGGUGGCGAGUUGGCAUGGGCUACCAGAAAGACGAGUCUCAGCCCUGA